UAUAAAUCUAGUUAGAUUUAACCUGACAAGAUUUCCUCUUCUCACCUGCUGUAAUGGCUUCCCGCUCUCACGGAGACAAGCACUAGCGCAGUCCCUCUACGUGACCGUCCCUCUCAUCCUUAAACAAGGAGAUGAGUAACAGAACUGUCGUAUUUGUCUAACUUUCUGCAGCCAUAAGAGCCGUUUCACACUGUCUUACAAGGGGCAAACACUAGCAGUUCACCACGAAGAAUGUAACCAUCUGUGCUGCAAACAUGCACUAACAAAAAUUUAAAUUAAAGAAAAUCACCUUGUUAAUUUUACUUGGAGGUAGAGACAUUCUGUACCAUACAAACCUAAGAAGCAAUACUGUACGAGGUGUGAUCGGUUAAUGAUUCAGUUUAAAACGUAUUGCAAUAAAAGACACAUUGUGAUUGAUCUCUGGCAACCUCCUUCCUGUCACGUCAGGCACACGCGUCCCCCGUUCCUGGAGCGGCCCUGUGAGUCCUGGAAACCCGAGUCCGCGCGCUCGGCUCCCCAGUCCCCGCGGGUGGGCCGGGCCGGAGGUGCCUCUGCUCCCAGAUCCCUGGUCCGCGCACUCAUGGCCGCUCCCAGCAAGGCAGUGAUUGUGCCCGGGAACGGAGGCGGGGAUGUGGCCACCCACGGCUGGUACGGCUGGGUGAAGAGGGCGCUGGAGCAGAUACCUGGUUUCCAGUGUUUGGCCAAAAACAUGCCUGACCCAAUUACAGCCCGGGAGAGCAUCUGGCUGCCCUUCAUGGAGACGGAGCUGCAGUGUGAUGAGAAGACCAUCGUCAUAGGCCACAGCUCUGGGGCCAUCGCAGCCAUGAGGUAUGCAGAGACACAUCGUGUCUAUGCUAUUGUGUUAGUGUCUGCAUACACAACAGACUUGGGGGAUGAAAAUGAGCACGCAAGUGGAUACUUCAACCGCCCCUGGCAGUGGGAGAAGAUCAAGGCCAACUGCCCUCACAUUGUGCAGUUCGGCUCCAUGGACGACCCUUUCCUUCCCUGGAAGGAACAACAAGAAGUGGCAGAUAGGCUGGGGGCCAAGCUAUACAAAUUCACUGACCGCGGUCACUUUCAGAACACAGAGUUCCAUGAAUUGCUCAGUGUGGUUAAGUCGAUGCUGCAAGUGCCUGUGUAGUCAGGAAGGCUCCUGCUACCCUGCAUCCCAGUGGAGGGGGCGAGUGGUGAUACUUUAAGUUACCAGGCAUAAAACACUGUUAGGUUUCAGAGGUGCCUGAGGAUGCAAGUUUCCAGUCACACUAAGUAACAAACAGCAUUUCCAUUUUCUGCAGAAUGUAAAUCUUCCCAAACUGCUAUGAACCACAGCAGUCUUUCUUCCAUGGAUAAGGGACCUAAGGACAGUUAAAUUGUCCUUACUUAUCUGAAGAGAGUAAGUCAGAAAUAGAACCCAGGUUCCCUGAUCUCAGUCCAGAUUUAAACUAAAUAAUGUUAGAGAGCUGUAAUCUUUUCCUUAUAGAAAUAGAACUUUUCUGCUUUAGGGAAAGGAAAUGUGACUACAGGUCCAGAGAAUUGGCUUAGAGCUCAGAACACUACUGUUGUUUCAGUGGACCCAGGAUAUUAAAUCCUUCACCAGUGACACUGCCCUCUGCCCCCUGGUCCUUCAGACAGGUUGAGAGAGACCAACACACAAGGAGGCUGAGGCAGGCAGUGCCUGAGUCAGGCGGGGAGCAGAAGCACAGCCUUGUAUAAUAUCCACUGAGUGACUGAUAGGUACAGGACAAGAGUAAUGGGACCUGGGCCAUGCAGAGAGCUCAUGCCCUGCUUGAGUUGUUGCUGAGUAUAAAUGUGACAAGGUCUGGCCAAUUUUCUGAUUUUUCCAGGAAAAUCUUCAUCCUGUGGUUUUUUAACUUGGGGAAUAUACACAUGUAUCUAUAAUCCUUGUGUCCAGAAACUAUGCCCAGUUCAUAUCUAUAUGGAUUAUAAUAGUUGGAAAGCACACUGUAAAAGUUAAAAAUUUUGCACACAUGGCAAGAUCCAAGUCAUCCAUUUGUGACCAUGGCCACAGGCAUUAGCUGACCCAGGUGCUUUUGGAUAAUUCUGUAUAAAGACCAAGAAAAGCCUAACAAUACCAAAAUGAACAUGUCAAAGCAUUAAAUACAUGGCAGCAAUUUGGAAAUGGUUACUCUUAAGUAUUUUUAAAAAUAGCCUUUCUCCUCAAACCAACAAACAAAAAAUAACCUUUCUUGCAUAGUGGCACACACCUGUAAUCCUAGCACUCUGGGAGGCUGAGGCAGGAGGAUCAGAAGUUCAAGCCCAGAUUGUGUGAUUUAGUGAUUUAGCAAGACCCUGC
Heterocephalus glaber (naked mole-rat) is the source of this 2314-nucleotide messenger RNA. It is a transcript of the gene Rbbp9, whose product is annotated as RB binding protein 9, serine hydrolase. Lineage: Eukaryota; Metazoa; Chordata; Mammalia; Rodentia; Bathyergidae. Gene Ontology annotation, molecular function: hydrolase activity. The record is from RefSeq and is a predicted model, not a curated record.